Messenger RNA from Dioscorea cayenensis subsp. rotundata (Guinea yam), 1399 nucleotides. RefSeq names its product mitochondrial import inner membrane translocase subunit TIM50. Gene Ontology annotation, molecular function: phosphoprotein phosphatase activity. Bases 66 to 1172 code for a protein of 368 amino acids. The record is from RefSeq and is a predicted model, not a curated record. NCBI's taxonomy places the organism in Eukaryota, Viridiplantae, Streptophyta, Magnoliopsida, Dioscoreales, Dioscoreaceae. The transcript has 10 exons.
UGUUGGAAUAAUUAAAAACCCCAACUUUGUUUUGGGUUUCGACCUCCAAAACCCUCGAAGACGCCAUGGCCCGAAUCCUCCUCCGAUCUCGACACUUCUUCCCCUAUCUCUCUUCCAUCGUCGCCGCUAACAAGAUCACCAGGCCUUUCUGCACCGUCGCCACGGUGUCUGCCAAACCUCCAUUGGAGCCCUUGCUCAACGACCAGACACCCCCGCCGCCUCCCUCCGCCUCCCCUCCCACCUCCACCUCCCCUGCCACAGCCACAGCCCCUGCCAGGCGAUCUUGGAGCCUCUUCAAGUUUGGUGCACUUGCCGCCCUUACCGGCGCCGUUGGUGCCGUCGGCUAUGCAACCUAUGCGCAUUCAAUAGAUGAAGUGGACCAAAAGAUGAGAGCUUUGCGGGCAUUAUCUUCAAAAAAUUCUAUGCUAGAUGAUGCUUCUAGUCUUCAAAAGUUCCAGGCUUUGGCUUACUCAUCAGCUUUGAAGGUUCCUACAAAGUGUAUUGAGAUAUACUUAGAUAUUAGGAGAGGAAUCGAUGACCGACUUAAGGGAUUCGUAGAACCGUCAUCAGAGAAGCUUCUUCCUGAUUUGCAUCCUCAAGAACAGCACGUCUUCACUCUAGUUUUAGAUCUCAAUGAGACUCUUGUAUAUUCUGACUGGAAGCGUGACAGAGGCUGGAGGACAUUCAAAAGGCCUGGAGUUGAUGCUUUCUUGGAGCAUCUUGCUAAAUUUUAUGAAAUAGUUGUCUAUUCUGAUCAGCUCAGUAUGUAUGUCGACCCUGUUAUUGAGAGGCUUGAUCAGAAGGGCUGUAUUCGAUAUAGGCUAUCAAGAGCUGCUACAAAAUAUCAAGAUGGAAAGCAUUUUCGGGACCUCUCCAAGCUGAACAGAGAUCCUGCACGAAUUCUUUAUGUGAGUGGACACGCACUAGAGUCAAGCCUUCAACAAGAGAACUGUGUACCUUGUAAACCAUGGAAACUUGAAAAUGAUGACACUGCUCUUUUGGAUCUUAUACCAUUUCUUGAAUAUGUGGCUCUCCACAGACCUGCUGACAUUAGAACUGUACUUGCAUCUUAUCAAGGGCAUGACAUCCCCAGCGAAUUUAUUGAACGAUCUAAGGAACACCAGAGGAGGAUGCAAGAGCAGAAGCAACAUGGCCGUUUCUGGCGUCGAUAAAGAUCAGCUUCUACAACCGCAUGCAUGCUUAUGUCUUCUCUCUGUUUUUUUUUUUUUUUAAGUAAUUUGAUAAUUUAUGUUUAAUACGAGUUGAACUUGUCAUCAACUAAAAUGAGGAUCGGUGCCUUUUGAAUAUCUUUUUGUGAGAGUUAUAACCGCUAUGCGUAGCAAAUGAACUGUAUCAACAAAUUUUUGUCAUUAAAAAAGAAAUUAGUUUGGUAUGAUUA